Messenger RNA from Closterium sp. Naga37s-1, 1374 nucleotides. The record is from the annotation of a GenBank genome assembly. Lineage: Eukaryota; Viridiplantae; Streptophyta; Zygnematophyceae; Desmidiales; Closteriaceae.
AUGCGCUACUACCCGUCGCUCGCGCUCAACUUCGCGUUCAAGGACUACUAUCGCGUACUCUUCGCCCCCUCGCACCUACUCACAGAUCCUUCCGCCACGCGAAUCGCAGCAGGAAACUUCCUGGCAGGCGCAGCUGCAGGAGCCACUAGCCUCCUAGUCACGUACCCCCUAGACGUGGCGCACACGCGCCUAGCCACCGAUAUAGGCACGCGCAGGCAGUUUGGAGGUAUGCGAUCCGUUAUAGCGGCGCUCUGGCGGGCGGAGGGUAUCCGAGGCUUAUAUCGCGGAUUUCCUGCGUCUGUGCAUGGGAUUAUCGUGCAUAGGAGUCUGUACUUUGGCGGGUUCGAUAGUGCCAAGCAGCUGCUGUUGAAGGGUCACGGCGGAGGGCGGGGAGGAGGAGAGGGAGGAAGAGGGGACGGAGGAGAUGGAGGAGGAGGGGGAGGAGGGGCAGCGCUAGUAGGGGGAGGAACGAGUGGAGCAAACAGUGAGGUGAUGAGAGGAGAAAAGAGAAGGGCUGGAGAGGAGGAUGGGGGUGGGAAUGGGGACGGUUUGGGGCACGCGCCGUUCUGGUUGAAAUGGAUGUUGGCACAGGCAGCAACGACCACGGCUAGUGUGGUGUCUUACCCGUUUGACACCGUGCGACACCGCAUGAUGAUGCAAGCUGGGCUUGCAAAGCCGAGGAGAGGCGAAGCAGGGCGAGCAGGGUCGGCAGGGGGAGGUGGAGGAGGAGUAGGAGGAGUGGCAGCGGUAGCAGCAGGAGCAGAAGCAGCCGCAGCAGGAGCAGGAGCAGGAAUGGGAUUAGCUGCAGCCGUUGCAGGAGCUCAAGCAACGCCUGGUGUGAAUCCUGCUGUUGCCACCAGCAUGCAUGUUGCACAAGCACCCAACGUGCGAGUGUCCGCGCCAGCUCCCUGUCCCUUAAGCCACUCGUUCGACAGCCACCCGCUACAGCACGUGCAGCUGCAGAGCCCUGCACUCAGUCAACCAGGUCAACAGAGUCUACUGAGUCAAGCAGGUCAACUGGGUCAACCGAGUCAACUGAUUCAUCUGGGUCAAAUUAGUCAAAUGAGUCAACUGGGUCAAGCUGGUCAACUAGGUCAAACAGAUCGAGCAGGUCAACCCAGUCAACCCAGUCGACCGGGUCAACCACAGGGCAAGGCUCAACAGCACCAGCAACCUCAGCAGCAGCAACCGGGACGAAAGAUAGUGGUGUUCAAGAGCACGUGGGCGUGCUGGAAGCACGUGUAUCGGCAGGAGGGGGUGCUGGGGUUCUAUAAGGGGCUCUUCAGCAAUAUCCUGAGAGGCGCUGGGGCGGCAUUCAUUCUCGUCAUGUACGACGAGGUUCGGCAGUUUGUGCACGGGGAUAAGGCACUGUAA